This is a messenger RNA of Cladophialophora psammophila CBS 110553, 1374 nucleotides long. RefSeq lists its product as uncharacterized. Gene Ontology annotation, molecular function: acyltransferase activity, transferring groups other than amino-acyl groups. The coding region runs from base 1 to 1374 and encodes 457 amino acids. The transcript has a single exon. Lineage: Eukaryota; Fungi; Ascomycota; Eurotiomycetes; Chaetothyriales; Herpotrichiellaceae. The record is from RefSeq and is a predicted model, not a curated record.
AUGCGCCAGCCUGGUAUAUUUGGGCAGUUGUGUUGGGACACCUACACCUUGGUGGUUCUCGGGUUUCGCCUAGCAGCCGACUCGACUCCAGAGUCGGUCACAGGAGCCGUCGACCAAGCAGCCCUGAAGCUUGUCGCCGCCUAUCCAUUUCUCGCAGGCCAAGUGAUCAACGAGGGACGAUCAUGCACGAGUUCAGGAAUUUACAGAAUUGUACCGUAUCCUCCACAUUCAGAUGGCAAAUCACCUGUCCGACUGAAAGAUUGCACUCAGCUGUGUCCAUCGUACGACGAGAUCGUUCGAGCGCGCGCCCCUUUUUCAAUGCUCGAUGGGAACGUCAUUUGCCCGAUGAGGGGGAUGGGAUAUGUGUAUGACCAAACGGUGGAGCAACCCGUGCUCAUUAUCCAAGCGAAUUUCAUCCGUGGUGGACUGUUGCUUUGCUUCGCUUCUAUGCAUAAUGCACUCGACAUGAACGGGCAGGGUAUUCUAAUCAGACAGUUUGCAGCAGCAAUGAGGGGUGAGGAUUUUGAUCACCAGCUUGUGGCAGCUGGGAACCAAGAUGCCGACAGUAUCGUGCCACCGCUGAAGGAAGGAGAAAUGGCACUUACGCAUGAUGAGAUGCGGGUACCUCCCAUCCAGAUCCCAACCGAUAGCCCCGUUCCUACACCUCCUCUUCAAGAAAAACCGAUCGAGACUGCCUCUUGGACUUAUUGGCGCUUUCCCCAGGACAAAGUCGCCGAACUCAAGAAACUCGCCAUGUCAAGCUCGACCAAGCAGGUCUCCACCAACGACGCGAUCACUGCCUUCUACACCCAACGCCUCACCGCGGUGCGCAUCGCUGAUGGCCGAGAAUCCCGAGACGAGUCAAUCCGCUGUCUCCGUGCCGCUGACGCACGAGCGAGACUGAAGCCUCCAGUACCUAAGGGAUACCUGGGCCAUCUCGUGGGACUCGCAUAUACAGAGUGGCCAGCAGCCAGCACUGUCGUCGAGUUUCCCCUCUCCACAGUCGCAAGCGACAUCCGCGAGUCUUUGCGAAAAGUCGACGAUCAUUACUUCCGCAGCUUGGCGACUCUAAUCUCCAACACCCGGGAUAAAAGGACAAUUUCAUACGGCGCCCAGAAGAAGCUGGCCAAGGAUAUUUUCAUCUCUUCGUGGGCGAAGAUGGAUCUCGCCGAUACCUGUGACUUUGGCCCGGUUUUGGGCGGGAUGCCGGAUUUCGUGCGACGCCCGAGGUUGGACGAACUGCCUGAUCUGUCGUACAUUAUGCCGAAGGAUAAGGAGGGAGAUAUGGCUCUUGGAGCGUGUCUGUUCAAGGCGGAUAUUGACGGGCUAGAGAGCGAUGAGGAGUGGAAGAGGUUUGCGCGAUAUGUAGGCUGA